Ictalurus punctatus (channel catfish) is the source of this 871-nucleotide messenger RNA. RefSeq names its product LHFPL tetraspan subfamily member 5a (gene lhfpl5a). The record is from RefSeq and is a predicted model, not a curated record. The transcript has 3 exons. The coding region runs from base 104 to 871 and encodes 255 amino acids. NCBI's taxonomy places the organism in Eukaryota, Metazoa, Chordata, Actinopteri, Siluriformes, Ictaluridae. Gene Ontology annotation, cellular component: plasma membrane. Gene Ontology annotation, biological process: detection of mechanical stimulus involved in sensory perception; sensory perception of sound.
CCUGCCCACAGUUUAAUCUGAUUGGUCGGCUUAAAGUCGAUCACCUGACCACUUUCUUUUAAACAACUCCACCGCUGACGUGAAGUCGAGGAACUUUUUAUAUAUGAAGAAACUGAUCCGGAUAAUUUUAAGAGACGCACAGUAUUUUUUUAGUUGCUCAAUACAUUUUGCUUUGUUGUUGUUGUCCCUGGCAGCGAUGAGUAAACUAAUCCCAGCUCAAGAAGCAGCCAAGAUCUACCACACCAACUAUGUGAGAAACGCCAGAGCCAUCGGUGUGCUCUGGAUCAUCUUCACCAUCUGCUUUGCCAUCAUCACCAUGGUGGUGUUCAUUCAGCCCUACUGGAUCGGGGACAGUGUGGACACCCCGCAGUCUGGAUACUUCGGUCUGUUCCACUACUGCAUCGGAAACCCCAUCACAGGAGAGCUGGUGUGUAAAGGAAGCGCUCUGGAUUUCGGAUCCAUUCCUUCUGGAGCCUUUAAGACGGCCAUGUUCUUCGUGGGGAUUUCAUUCCUGCUGGUUGUGGGCACCAUCGGAUGCUUCGGGCUCUUCUUCUUCUGUAACGCCGGCAGUGUGUAUAAGAUCUGUGCGUGGAUACAGCUGGCCGCCGCUACCUGUAUGGUCAUAGGCUGUAUGAUCUACCCAGACGGCUGGGACUCGGAGGAGGUGAAGCGCAUGUGUGGACAGCGCACGGAUAAGUACACGCUGGGGAACUGCACGGUGCGCUGGGCUUACAUCCUGGCCAUCAUCAGCAUCAUGGACUCCCUCGUCCUCUCCUUCCUUGCCUUUGUACUGGGCAACCGACAGGACAAGCUGCUGCCAGAGGACUUCCAGGUGGGGGAGAACACAGGUAAGAUGACAAAACAAGCAUGA